AUGACUUCAGGCAGCGAAGCGACGGAGACAUCAGUUCCGGUCAAAAACGUUGGCGAAUCCGGUGUCUCUUCCGGACAGUCGGUAUCAACGAAAGCAGAAGACCCACCGGCGGCGAUAUCGAAGGCGGCCAAACCUACUCAAAAAGGCGGUUCCUCUUCCGGUGUCAACCUCGGCGGUGGACGCAACCUGGCCGGUGCGCGGAAAGAAGCCAUCUCCGCCGCCGCGAAGGGGAAGUCGAUCGUCUCCGGCGAUGUUGGGAAGGAAAAUGUGAUUCAGGGUUUCAUCCCCCAAGGAAGGAGUGCUACUUAUUUGCCUCUCCUGAAAUCUGGUGCUACUUACCGGCUCACCAGGUUUUUUGGGUCACAAAGCAAAAGGAUUUACCGUGUGGCUGACCCAACCGUCACCAUAAGUCUCUCAUGGAAUUCAGUCCUGUCUGAAUUCAAAGACAGCUCUGUUUGUUUCCCUGAGGAUAGGUUCCGUUUCCAUGACCAUAAAGAAUUUGAUGCCGCCGCAGAUAAGCGAGGUGAUCUUUAUGGCGUUUUGUCUCUGUCUUCUACAACGGCUUCAAGGGUUGCUUGGUUUGAAUGCAUAGCAACUAUUGAUGAUGUUGUGCAUGGUGCUGAGUGGUACUAUAUAGGCUGCCGUCAAUGUCAUACCAAAGCAAUCAAAGGGCCAACAACUCUCAUGUGUAAGAAGUGUGGGAAGCAUGAGAUUGAUGCUGUGCCACAGUACCACUCGAAGCUAUCUGUGUAUGACCACAAGGAUCAAGCUGUCUUUGUGCUUCUUGGUGAUGCUGGUGAGGAGCUCACUGGAAAGAAAGCUGCUGAGUUGGUGGACAGCUAUUACAAGGUGAACAAUAUUGAAGAAGAGGGUCACAUUGUCCCAGUGCCUCAGGCACUACUUAGUACCAUAGGACAAACCAGGCAGUUUGUUGUCAAGGUGUCUACCUAUAACCUAACUGGUAAGGCGCAGAGUGUGACUGUGAAAAAAGUGCUCCCUUUUGAGGAGGAAGAACAUGAGGUCAACAUUGCAGCUGAAGCUGGAGAGGCCCCUGAAAACGCAAUGGAGGAUCAAGCUGAGGAGUCGGUGAAAAGAGGUGCUGAUGUGAUUGAGGGUGAAGAACCCAAGCGUUCAAAGCUUGGCUAA
Molecule: messenger RNA, 1146 nt
Organism: Eruca vesicaria subsp. sativa (arugula)
Lineage: Eukaryota; Viridiplantae; Streptophyta; Magnoliopsida; Brassicales; Brassicaceae
Source: the annotation of a GenBank genome assembly